Molecule: messenger RNA, 823 nt
Organism: Carcharodon carcharias (great white shark)
Lineage: Eukaryota; Metazoa; Chordata; Chondrichthyes; Lamniformes; Lamnidae
Gene: taf13
Product: TATA-box binding protein associated factor 13
Exons: 4
Coding region: 51-497 (148 amino acids)
Biological process (GO): transcription by RNA polymerase II
Cellular component (GO): transcription factor TFIID complex
Molecular function (GO): protein heterodimerization activity
Source: RefSeq, a predicted model, not a curated record
AGGGAGUUCCAGGAUUUUGACCUAGUGCCAUUUAGAAAUGGCUAUAUAGGAUGAUGUCUGACUUGGAGGGGAACUUGCAGGUUUCCAUGCACCAGUCCUUUGAGGUAGUAGAGGUGAUGGGUUUGGAAAAUACCGCCGAAGGAACCUAUUUUGAUGAAGAUGUGGAGGAGAGUGGAAGUGGUGCAGAGGGUGGUCAAGGUAGAAGAAAAAGAUUGUUUUCUAAGGAAUUAAGAUGUAUGAUGUAUGGUUUUGGGGAUGACCAGAAUCCUUAUACUGAAUCAGUGGAUAUCUUGGAGGAUCUCGUCAUAGAAUUUAUCACUGAGAUGACUCACAAGGCCAUGUCUAUAGGACGUCCGGGCCGGGUUCAAGUAGAAGAUAUUGUCUUCCUUAUUCGUAAAGAUCCUCGGAAGUUUGCAAGAGUGAAAGACCUAUUGACAAUGAAUGAAGAAUUGAAACGUGCCAGGAAGGCUUUUGAUGAAGCUAAUUAUGGCUCCUAGUUCUCAGAAGGAAGCUUGUCAUGGAACAAAUGGUAACUCGGCAUUGUCCGUCUUUGAAACAUGUAUUUGAGGCAGAGUGUUUGAUUCCUGGCCAGACUACAGACAUAAUAUGGACUGUCGCAGUAGAGUUUGGCUCUGGCCUGAGAAAUCUGAUGACUUGUCUACUCUUUUACUUCAUCAAUGUAAAUAAUGCUGGCUAAACAAUUGAAUGGAACUUUUUUAAUGGUUGUCUUUAAAAGAUUUUUGUAUUUCAUAAUUAGUGCGUGAACAGUCUAUGUAACUUGGCCAGUUCUGUAAUAAAUAUGAAAAAUGACUGUUCAAAAAAA